AUGUCGCUGGUGAGCUGCCCGGUGUGGAGGCUGCUGGUUGCUAUAUUGGGGGUCAGAGAAAAGUUGCUGCAGUGCGACGAGCUGGCAGCUCUGUUGAUGGUGCUGCAAGAAGAGCAUUCGCAUCUGCGGGAGUCGGAGGUGGACGUGCCCAGAGGUGCGCUAUGUCUGUCAAGCCACCGGGUGCAUGAUUGCCUCAUGACGACAUGUAACAAGACAUUCAUGUUGUACUCUCAAGCCCUGCUGCAUGGGGAGACAGCUCGAACGGGCCUGCUUAAUGAUUACAAUCGCGUACCUGAACAACAGCCCGACGCCGCAUCCUCGGCACCCUCGCCACUGCAGAAACUGGCGAAGCAGGGCUUCAUAAACCCCAUGAAACCGCUACGCGCUUGUGUGUAUCCGCUUUGGGAGGUGAUGUCUCUGUCAGUGAGUACCGUGCUGUACAACUCGUAUCUGGCCUUCUAG
This is a messenger RNA of Trypanosoma grayi, 462 nucleotides long. RefSeq lists its product as hypothetical. NCBI's taxonomy places the organism in Eukaryota, Euglenozoa, Kinetoplastea, Trypanosomatida, Trypanosomatidae. The coding region runs from base 1 to 462 and encodes 153 amino acids. The record is from RefSeq and is a predicted model, not a curated record. The transcript has a single exon.